CAUCUCUGUUAUUGGAAUAUAAGAUAAAUGUGCUUUAAUAAAAAGUGUCCUUUUAAGGAUUAUGGUAUUUGGGAAAGAGGCGAUAAAACAAAUCAUGGACUUCCCGAACUAAAUGCAAGUUCCAUUGGAAUGGCCAAGGCUGCAUUAGAAGCUAUGAAUGAGCUGGAUUUAUUUGGUGGACGGGGUGGCCCAUCUUCGGUUAUUCAUGUUCUUGCUGAUGAAGCUCAGAAGUGUCAUGCUGUUUUGCAGUCAAUGUUGCCAAGAGAAUCUAAUUCAAAAGAAGUAGAUGCAGCAUUAUUGUCUGUGAUAGGUUUUCCCGCUUUUGCAGUUGAAAAUCCCGAACUCAUAAAACUUACAAGAGACACCAUUGAAGAGAAAUUAAGGGGACGAUAUGGAUGUCGUAGGUUUCUGAGGGAUGGCUAUAAAACUGCUAAAGAAGACUCAAAAAGAUUAUAUUAUGAACCAUGGGAGCUGAAAGUAUUUGAAAAUAUUGAAUGCGAGUGGCCUUUAUUCUUUUGUUAUUUCAUUAUUGAUGCUUGUUUUCGUGGAGACAGAGAAACAGUUGAAGAAUUUUCUGACGCUCUUGAUAGCAUUUUAAUUAAAGAAAAUGGACUAAAGUUAGUACCAGAACUGUAUACAGUACCAGCUGAUAAGGUUGAUUUAGAGUACCAAAACCCUCAUAGUCAAGAACGAAUUGCCAUCGGUCAGAAACCUUUCAUAUGGGCCCAGUCUCUGUACAUAGUUGGAAGGCUUUUGCAAGAAGGCUUCCUUGCACCAGGAGAACUUGACCCAUUGAAUAGGCGAUUAAGUUCUGAACAAAAACCUGAUGUUGUAGUUCAGGUUGUCAUACUAGCAGAAGAUCUUUACGUAAAAGAAAAAUUGAAGAAUCAUGAUAUACAUGUACAAACAAUAUCAGAAGUCUCUCCCAUCGAAGUCCAGCCAGCUCGAGUUUUAAGUCACAUAUAUUCCUAUUUAGGUCGAAAUAAAAAGUUAGGUCUUUCAGGACGAUAUUCCAGAGAAGUGGGUUUAUUGAGUACUAGUAAAUUAUUUACUCUACAAGAUCGAAUGUUUGCUUUUACUCCUCAGAAUCUUGACAGAGAAGAUUUCUAUUUGGUUAAUGAUAUUGAACUCCUUGCCAGUACAGUACGAUCAGAUAUAGCUUUCCUUAGGACUAAUUGGCGAAUGCUUGGUCGCCCUACAAUGUGCAUGAGAUUUCAUCGUUAUUAUUUAGAGCAUGAAAAAGUUCCUCUUGCUAUGAUUUCAACAAUAAAGAAGUUAAAAAGUGGCUAUAUUAAUGGUACAAGGGUUGCUCUUGGAACAUUAGAAGAUUUUCAGAGCACUUCUUGUAUUACAAGCCUCAGUUUUUUACAUAAUCAAGAGGAGGGAGAUCCAGACAGUCUUAAUACAAGUGUGAGAGAUUAUUUGGAGAAAGAGUUAAAUAAAUGCUUCCUGAGGCAUACGCUGCCAUACGGCCAAUUAUCAGUGAAACGAAAAAAGAGCUCUAUGCGAUCUCGGCGAUCGGGUGUUAGUGGGAUAAUCAAACGUACGAGAUCAAUUCAAGUUGACAAAUAUGAUCCAGAUUUGGUUAACUUGCGAGAACGUUAUGAGAAAAUUCAUAGUCCACCUCCAGUUUCUCCUGGUCUUGAGGUCCUAUCUGCACACUCAGAAUCUCCAUAUUCAUCUCCUACUGAAUCUGGAGGCAGAACUCCAUCUCCGACCAUAGAACCUGAAGAAGAAGAAGGCUGGAGUUCGAAUGCUCGUGUUCGUACUGUUUCGGAUCGCCAGUAUGAUAAUGUGAAUGACGAAGAUCUGGUGGCUAUGUUCAAGGAAACAGAAUCUCUAGAAGAACAAGGCGAUAUAUUGCAUUAUUUAGUUGGGAACAGGGGUGUAAAUUGGGACACCGGUCUUGGUGGUGACCAUGAGAUAAUUACUAUAAAAGAUUUAUUAAAAGAUUUGUAUGAAAAAGCUUGUCAUGAAAAGAAGUGGGCUUUAGUGAGGCACAUUGCAGGUAUGCUGGGGAAAAAGGUAGAAGAUUUAGCAAAAGCUGUUACAGAUUUAUUGGUUAGACAAAAGCAAGUUACCAUAGGAAUGCCUUCAAUAUGUGAAGAAACUAUUACAAGGCCUAUUCCAUCAAAAGAUUUAAUUGCAAUCAUUCAUAAUGCUCAUGGAAGUGAUCAGAGUACAGCUAUGUUAACUCAGGAAUUAUUAGUAUAUUUAGCUAUGUUUAUAAGAACAGAGCCACAGCUGUUUCAAGAGAUGCUGAGACUGAGAGUAGGCUUAAUAAUUCAAGUCAUGGCAUCAGAAUUAGCUCGGUCACUUAAAUGUUCUGGAGAUGAAGCAUCUGAGCAUUUAUUGAACCUUAGUCCAUUUGAAGUGAAAAUGCUUUUGCAUCACAUUUUAAGUGGAAAAGAAUUUGUUGUAAAGAGUGAAUUGAGAAAUAGGCAUUUCUAUGCACGAAGUGGCGUUGUAUCUGUUGCGAAUCCUAGUAAAGUCCAAAGUAAGAAGAGUGUUGUAGAUAUCAUACUUGGAAAAGAUGGACAGGUAGAUGAUGGAUCCUAUGAAAGUGACCGCCAAGGUCAGUGGCUGAGGAGGCGAAGACUGGAUGGAGCCUUGAAUAGAGUUCCUCGAGGGUUUUAUCCCAGAAUUUGGUCUGUUUUAGAAAGGUGCCAAGGAUUGUCAGUAGGCAAAUUACUCAAUCAACAGCUAACAAGAGAGAUGACUCCUGGUGAACUGAAAUUUGCACUGGAGGUAGAGACUGUGCUGAACAGCAUUCCUCAGCCAGAAUAUAGACAGUUAAUGGUAGAAGCUCUUAUGGUGCUCACAUUACUUGUCGAAUAUGAUGCAGUGAAAACAUUAGGUGGCAUCAUCAAUGUGGAACACUUGGUACACAAGGCAAGUCGUAUUUUCUUGGAAGAUCAGAAAAAAGUAAGCGGUGAUGCUACUAUUUGCUGUGCUGCACCAAGUGGUAACGAAAAUCCUUGUGGCGGAGCUGCCGGCAUUUGCCAACACUUUUAUGACAGUGCUCCUAGUGGAUGCUACGGAACGAUGACUUACCUCAUCCGGUCUGUUGCCGCUACUAUGGAUUGCUUGCCCAAGCAAGAAUUAGAUUGCACAAUAAGUUAAGAUUUCAUCCUUCCUCUAACUUUUUAAAUCACUCCACAGAUGCUCAACAUAAGUUGUUUUCGAAAACUUAUGUAUACAUAUAUUCAUUGUUAACUUAUUUUGCUUGGUAAAAAGUUAAAACUCUCUGCUUUUAUAUUUAUCCAAGAUAAAAAAGGUAAGAAAAUUCAGAUUGUCCGCUUUUACAUUUAUCCAAGCUAAAAGGUAACGAAAGCAAAUAAAUAAUGAAAGUCAUUGGUAUAAAAAAUGGUAUGGAUUUGUUCUAAUGUCAAUUAAUUGCAAUAAUAUUAGACUUGUGCCAUAAUUUAUGUGAACUUCUGCUCCUAGCCCCAAGAUUCACAGUAUGACGAUCCGUGUGCCAGUUUUGUUGUAUUUUAUUUUCAUUGAUCUAAAUAAUGUAAAACAAUAGUGAAGUUAUUCAAACAUUGUUUAAAAUAUUUUGUUAUGUUCCUUAUGCUUGGUUUAUUAAAUCAUUUGUUAUGAAUCUGAAUUUACUUGUUUGGUUCUGCUGUAAAAAUUGACAUUUGAAGCAUGUCUUCCCGAGAAUAAAAUAAUUUACUAAUUCAGAAGUCAAACAACAAAAAUCAGCGUGUUUGACUUCUGUUUAAACAAUGUUGUUUGCGUGUUCUGACAAUGUUGUUUGACUUCUGAAUUAGUAUUUAUUCGGCGUGUUAUUGUGUCUUAAUUAAUAAAAUAAUUUAUUCAAUUAAUUUUUAAGAAUAUUAUUCUCACUGGAUUGUUUUAUAUGAAAAGAAAAUUUAAUAACUGGAAUAUCAAAUGAAUUUUUUAAUUAAAUGAAAAAUUGAUAUUAGAAAAAAUUAGAUUUUAAACACUUAAAAACUAGGAAAAUUAUUUGUGGAGAAUUUUUACUGUUCCUAAAUUAUGUACUACAUGUUUUAAUAUUCUGUAUAUGAUAACAUCGUUAUUCAAUUAACAAAAUACUAAAUCCAGCAUAGAAAUAUAUAAGCACAUUUUAAAAACAGUUACUAUAUAUCCAUGUCUAUGUAACUGUUUAAACUAUCAGUAUUAUUUUUCACAUCUUGAACAAAUUACUAAUGUUCUGUUUAUUCAUUGCAAAGUAAAUAUUGUUUGUGAAUAUGACAUCAGCAAGUGUAUUUGACUAUCCACAGUAAUAAAGUAUCAUCCCAUUGCAAAUGAA
Messenger RNA from Stegodyphus dumicola, 4279 nucleotides. RefSeq names its product putative phosphorylase b kinase regulatory subunit alpha. Lineage: Eukaryota; Metazoa; Arthropoda; Arachnida; Araneae; Eresidae. The record is from RefSeq and is a predicted model, not a curated record. Gene Ontology annotation, cellular component: phosphorylase kinase complex. Gene Ontology annotation, biological process: glycogen metabolic process. Gene Ontology annotation, molecular function: calmodulin binding.